UUUCCAAGAAUGAAGUAUGUAUCUCUCAUUUAACUUCGUGUGUUCACUCCGCUUUCUCUGUUCCAAGUUUGCAACCAUGUUUUCUAGCAAAGAACUUACUUCUCCGUCAUCAUUGUUGGCUGCCUACGCCUCCAUGGCUGGUUCAAUAAUGAUGGCUCAAUCCAUGGCCAAUCAAUUUGGCCAUUUAAUACCCCAACAAAUCAGAGAUUACCUUUUAUCAACUCUUCGUUACUUCUUUAAGUCUCCAUCUCCUACUCUUACCUUAGUCAUUGAGGAGUCCACAGGAAUUUCUCGAAACCAAGUCUUUGAUGCUUCAGAGACUUACUUAAGUGCUAAGGUUAGUCCCACAACAAAAAGGCUCAAAAUUAGCAAAACCCCAAAAGAGAAGAAUUUAACAAUCACUCUUGAAAAGGGUGAGAAAGUCGUUGAUCAUUAUGAAGGGAUUGAGCUUCUGUGGAGAUUGGUAUUUGUAAAACCUGAAAAGAAAGACCCCAGCGAUCCCUUUCCUGUCGUAGCCGAGAAACGAUGGUUCGAGUUAAGUUUCCACAAGAAUCAUAAGGAGAAAAUAUUAGAAUCUUACAUGCCUUAUAUUAUUGAAAAGGCAAAAGAAGCAAAAGAGAAGGUGAGGGUUUUGAAGAUGCACACACUUCAAAGUUCACGUGUCUAUGGAGAAAUCAAGUGGGAGUCUGUAAAUCUUGAACAUCCAGCAACAUUUGAGACUUUGGCUAUGGAGCCAGACCUGAAAAAUAUUGUCAUAGAGGAUUUGAAUAGAUUUGUUAGGAGGAAAGAGUUUUAUAAGAGAGUUGGGAGGGCUUGGAAACGUGGAUACUUGUUGUAUGGGCCACCAGGGACUGGCAAAUCAAGCUUGGUUGCUGCCAUGGCUAAUUACUUGAGGUUUGAUGUGUAUGAUUUGCAGCUUGCAAAUAUAAUGCGGGAUUCUGAUCUGAGAAAAUUGUUGCUGGCAACUGGGAAUAGAUCAAUACUUGUGAUUGAAGAUAUUGAUUGUAGCGUGGAUUUGCCUGAUCGAAGACAGGUUCGUGGAGAUGGAGAUGUUCGAAAACAACAUGAUGUGCAGUUGACACUGUCUGGCUUACUGAACUUCAUUGAUGGAUUAUGGUCAAGUUGUGGGGAUGAAAGAAUCAUCAUAUUUACAACCAACCAUAAAGACAGGCUAGACCCUGCUCUGUUGCGUCCGGGACGCAUGGACAUGCACAUUCACAUGUCCUACUGCACGCCUCAUGGGUUUAGGGUGCUGGCCUCCAAUUACUUGGGCGUUAAUGGUUAUCAUAGACUGUUUGGAGAAAUUGAAGACCUGAUAGAAAAUACAGAGGUCACUCCUGCGCAAGUGGCAGAGGAGCUAAUGACAAGUGAGGAUUCUGAUGCUGCACUUGAAGGGCUUGUGAAGCUACUGAAGAGAAAGAAAUUGGAAGGCGAUGAACUUUUUGAUGAAGGUUUACACGAGGGUGAAAUACAAAAAGCAAAAAAGCAGAAAGUUGAGAACAAGCGUAGAGGAUCUGUUAGAAUUAAAAGCAGAAGGAAAACCAUCAAGAGAAGAAGCUAUUAAUCAGCCAAUUAAGGCUGGCUAUUGCCUCUAAUGCAAUGGACAGCAAUUUUCGUUGUUAUGUAUCCUUAAAAACAAAGGGUGAUACUGUUUUAAAGCUUGAUUGCAGACCCUUAAAGGGCUGUUUCGAACUUAAUUUGUUAUUGCCAGGCCGCCAGCAGAAAUUUAUCUGAAAAUGUUAUACUUCAGCAUUUUAAUGUCAA
Messenger RNA from Populus nigra (black poplar), 1764 nucleotides. Its product is annotated as AAA-ATPase At5g17760-like. Lineage: Eukaryota; Viridiplantae; Streptophyta; Magnoliopsida; Malpighiales; Salicaceae. Gene Ontology annotation, molecular function: ATP hydrolysis activity; ATP binding. The record is from RefSeq and is a predicted model, not a curated record. The transcript has 2 exons. The coding region runs from base 17 to 1564 and encodes 515 amino acids.